Molecule: messenger RNA, 2385 nt
Organism: Aspergillus costaricaensis CBS 115574
Lineage: Eukaryota; Fungi; Ascomycota; Eurotiomycetes; Eurotiales; Aspergillaceae
Exons: 2
Coding region: 69-2087 (672 amino acids)
Biological process (GO): protein secretion
Cellular component (GO): endoplasmic reticulum membrane
Molecular function (GO): guanyl-nucleotide exchange factor activity; protein binding; GTPase activator activity
Source: RefSeq, a predicted model, not a curated record
AUUUAGAUAAUAAUUACAUCUUUCGGGGAUUGAACUCGAUCCAUCCCCCGGGAUCCCACCCGCCCAACAUGGCUCCCUCCAUUCCCUCGGCCAAACUGACUCUCUCAUGCCCGCUCUUCGCCGCCGACUUCGACCCGCGUCAUCACGGCUUGCUACUGGUCGGUGGAGGAGGUGGUGAAGGCCGUAGUGGUGUCGGCAACAAAAUCGCCCUCUUGAAUACCUCCAAGCGCUCCGAAAUCUCCGAAGUUGUCGACAUCAACUUGUCGCGCGAUGAGGACUCAGUCACUUCUCUCGCCGCCGUCCAAGCUGACGACGAAGCCAUCGUCGCCCUCGCCGGCAUCAACAGCUCCGUGGCGGAGCAGAAGCGCGGCAAUAACCAGCAUCUGCGUUCCUUUCGCAUUGAUCAUCCCACCCGGAAAGAGAAGGACAACAACAAGGAAAACGAGAAGACAACGAACAAUGGACAAACCACCGCGCUUUCACGAACAUCACUAUUUCGCACCGUGAAAGGCCCCUCCUCCGCCGCCUCUCCCGACACCUACCAGCGCACCCUGCGCCUCUCCCCCUGGCAAUCCGACUCGACCUCCCCGCGUGUCGCUGCCAUCGCUACCGGUCUCGCCCCGGCCGGCGAGAUCGUCUUCUUCAGCGCAACCCCCACCCCCAGUCCAUCCGACGUGAUCGGACGCAUUCGUCUCAACAGCGACGAGGAAGCCGAGGACGUCGAUCUCACCCCCCUCCCCGACAACAAGGGCCAAUUCCGCGUCGCCUACACCAACGGCGUCGACAUCUGCAUCUGCACCAUCUCCGCCGACACGCGCUCCAACGCCUCCCCCGACGUACAAUGCGUCUACACCACCCCCACCCCCGACAAGGGCUCCCCCCGGAUGCGCCCCAAGUUCCGCGCCCUCCGCUUCCUCUCCUCAACCAGCCUUCUCCUCCUCCAAAACGCCCCAGACCGCAAGGGCUGUGAGCUCGUCCUCCUGGACCUCCGCCCCGCCAUCAUCACCUCCGCCAUAGCCACCACCACCACCACCACCAAAGAACCAACCACCAAAGGCGCCAAAGCAUCCAUCCUCCGCCGCAAGAAGCUCCGCAAAACCAUCAAGAUCGGCCUCGGUCUCGACACCUGCCUCCUUAGCCCAGACCCCACCACAAACCAACAACAAGCCGUCAUCGCCAUCUCCGGCAGCGACCAAUCCAUCGAGCUCCUCACCCUCGAAUUCAACCCCUCCACAAACCGCUACAACCAUUUCCAAACCUACACCUCCCUCCGCGAUGUCCACCCCUUCUCCAUGACCAAGCUCUGCUUCUCCCGCUUCCACACCCCAUCUCUCCCUGUCUCCCCCGAAACCCCCCCACAAUACAUCAAACUCGCCUCCGUCAGCAUGGGCAACACCGUCGUCGUCCAUACCCUCCCCUUAUCCCCCUGUCCCCCGACAAGCCGCUCCCCGCGCUACGUCCUCUCCAUGCCCGGCGACUCCGAAAUCUGGACAAACCUCACCUCCAGCUUCGCUGCCAUCCUCUCCAUCCUCACCGUCUGCUUCAUCCUCCAGGCCUUCACCGAGAUCCGUGGCGCCAUGCCUCCUUACCUCGGCGCGAAGGACUGGUUACCGCCUAGUAUCCGCGAUGCUGUCGCCAUCCCUUAUGAACCUUUUACUCCUUCUCCGUCUGCUUCUCCAUCUAUCCCUACUACCAGUUCUAUUCCCAUCCCCCCAGAAGUAGAAUACCCCGCCCAAAUCCAUUCACUGAACGAUAUCCUACUCUCCUCGGAUGAUCUCCAGCAGCAGCAGCAGCAGCAGCAGCAGCAGCAGCAGCAGGGGCGUCAAUCCCUCCUGAUAAACUGCAAUCCGGAGACGAAUACCCUCCGGAUUGACUCGACUGAUCCAUCUUCAUCAUCUUCCUCUGAGGCCGAUUCGGGUAUCCAUAUCUGGGAAGAUCUCUCCGAGGAGACUCGACACCGGUGGAUCAGUCAGCUCACGCAAGCGGGCUACGAGCCAUCUGGUGAAGAUGUUGAUGUGGAGUCGAUUUUCAAGGGGGUGAGGUUCGGGGAUUUGUGUACGGAAGUGCCCAUUCACGAGGAGUUGUGAUGCCGUUUCUUGUGGUUUUGUUCCCGCUUUUUCUUUUUCUUCUAUAUCAUGGCUGGUAUGUGUGUAUGUAUGCGUGGAUGUAGGCCUGAUGCAAGUAAUGGUAGGUGGGUAUGAUUGUGGUUGUGGUUGGUUAUUUACGUUGCACAUGUUGCCCUUCUUGGAUGUGGUGCUUGCUGGUGCCGAUGAUUUUUUAUGAAUAGCUCUUUUCCUUUUUUUUGUUUUUCCUUUUCUGCCUUUCUGGUCUUCUACUAUACCUAUGAUUGUACGCUAUCAUGCUCCGUGUUCCAUUCAACUGUAC